UGACCAAAACAAUAGCAGCUUGUGAUAGCUAAUCAUAGCCAAUAAGAAUAUUAUAUUUUUUUUUUCGAGACAAAUUAGAUUUGUUAGUAGACCGUAAUCGUUCAUUAUGUUUUGAAAUCCGUUGCCUUAUAUAGUAAUAGAAACAUAUAGAAUGAAGGAAUUAUUAUGUAAUAUGUAGUAGCAUAAAAUAAUGUGUAACAAUUUGAUUUCUUGAUCCUAAGCAACAAUAAACUAAUAAUAAACUGUUUAAAUGUAAAAAAAAAAAAAAAAUGAAUUCGAACAACUCGUAAAAUUAGUUAGGUCCAUUUUAAACAUGAAAUAGACGAUGUUCCUCUCUAAAAUAGUCAACAAAUAAUUAGCAAAAACAGUUAAUAAUCCAUGUAUAAAUUUUCAUAUUAAAAUAUUCAAUCAAUUUGUACAAUAUGAUUCCAGGAGCUGUGUGCAAAGCAUUAACACUUUUAUUUGGUGUAAUGUAUCCAGCAUAUGCAUCAUACAAGACAGUGAAAAAUAAAAAUGUGAAAAAUUAUGUUAAGUGGAUGAUGUAUUGGAUAGUUUUUGCAGCAUUUAUUUGUAUCGAAAGCUUAACUGAUAUAUUCCUUGAAUUUUGGUUUCCAUUUUAUUAUGAUAUUAAAUUGCUCGUGCUGUUGUGGAUUUCAUGUCCAUUUACAAAAGGUUCAACAAUUUUAUACAAACAACUAGUACAUCCAACUUUGUUGAAAAAAGAAACGGAUAUUGAUGAAUUUUUAAUCAAUGUUAAAUCGCGUACCUACAAUGCUCUAGCUUCAACUGCUAAACAAACCUUUCAAAUGACAGCUGCAAUUGUAGCCCAACACACAGUAGUUGGGCGUAUGCCAAUGAUUCUUCAACAAAUGGUUAAAUUGGAUGAUGAUUGUUUACCUCAACAGCCAGCAGCUGUCAUAAGAAAAGUGAAAAAAAAGAAGCCUACAACUAUUAUUAUAGAAGAUUCUAUGUCAGAUUCUUCCAUUGACUUAUUGCCAAUAGAAUCUCCCACUGUGGUCGAAGACGUGCCUAUUCAAAGACCUAAACGUACAAAAGUGCAAUAUCAACAAAAAUCUAGUAAUAUCAAUAAAUACAAGGCAGUAAUUUAAAGUAACUAUACUAUGUUCCAUUACAAAAGCAUCUUGUCAUUUCUCAUUAUAAUAAAGUUAAUUAUGUAUCAAAAAUACAUCAUAAAUAAUAAUCUAUGACAACAUUGCACUUUUUUUGUUUUAUUUCCACUUCACAAGUUUUAAGUUUGUAAUCACUAUAAUUUUUCUUUUAAUUAUUAGUUUAGUUAACACAUUUACAAUUUACAUUUUUAAUGUUGAAUAAAAUAAUCUCUUAAUAAAGUAGAAACCUAUCCUUUUAUAAUUUACCAUAUUCUUGUUAAUUGUUAAACAUUUACUAAUUUAGUUAAGUAUACGAUGUAAUUUUUGACAAAUAAUUAAUAAUAUAGAAAGACAAAUAUAAAA
Molecule: messenger RNA, 1472 nt
Organism: Rhopalosiphum maidis (corn leaf aphid)
Lineage: Eukaryota; Metazoa; Arthropoda; Insecta; Hemiptera; Aphididae
Product: receptor expression-enhancing protein 1-like
Exons: 6
Coding region: 423-1109 (228 amino acids)
Biological process (GO): endoplasmic reticulum tubular network organization
Cellular component (GO): endoplasmic reticulum membrane; cytoplasmic microtubule; endoplasmic reticulum tubular network
Molecular function (GO): microtubule binding
Source: RefSeq, a predicted model, not a curated record